UACAACUCUCUCUACGCGGACACGGCCUCUCCUCUCUCUUCAUUCAUUCUCUGUCUUCCCUAUACCAUAUUUGCGGCAUUUCAUAAACUUCCCGCCCUUGUUUGCUUUCACGCACUUCCUCCGAUCCUAUCCCUGACCCGACCAUGACCAGGGUAGCCUAAGAGCGCCCGCCCUCACCCCCCGUCCGCCGAAGGAUAACCGCAGAACAGCCCACGCCCUCCACCUACCUACCCUCCACAAUGUGGCGCGACCGCACAAACCUCUACAUCUCCUACCGGCAGUCGUUUACGCAUCAUCCAGCCAAGAAGCCACGUUAUCUCGGAGCAUCCAAUGGCUUCUCCGACGCGCUGUCGCAGCCCGAAGAAAGCCGCCGGCUCAUUUCCGAGACAGGAGGACUCGACGACGAUGGCGACGCGAUCAUCGAGAUGGACGUCCUGCCCCCGCGCUGGAUCGAUAUACAGGAAGAAGUGACGGAACUACUCACCGACAUCGCCCAGAAAUCCGCCCACCUGGACAAGCUCCACCAGAAGCACAUUCUCCCCGGGUUUGGCGACGACGAGGCACGGAAGCAGGAAGAAGCUGUCAUAGAGCGAUUCACGCAGGAGAUCACGCGAGCCUUUCACGAUUGCCAGAAGGCCGUCCAGAAGAUCGAAGUGAUGGUGCGGGAGGCAAGACAACAGGGCGCAUCGAGCAGUGGAGAUGAGACCAUGGCGAAGAACCUGCAGAUAUCGCUCGCCCAGAGGGUGCAGGAGGCAAGCGCUCGGUUUCGGAAGAAGCAGAGCAAUUACCUGAAGAAGUUACGAGGCAUGGAGGGUGCAUCCGCACCGUUUGAACGUUCCCCGACGCCAAUGCAGAACCCUUACACAGACCCGUCCCUGAUGGAAUCGGAUGCCGACAAGUCCUUCUCGCAGUCGACGCUUAUGCAAACGUCGCAGCGACUGACGGGCCAGAACGACGCCGCCAUCGAGCAAAGGGAGCGCGAAAUCAACGAUAUCGCAAAGGGCAUUAUCGAGUUAUCCGAUAUUUUCCGAGAGCUACAAGCCAUGGUCAUUGACCAGGGAACUAUGCUGGACCGGAUAGACUACAACAUUGAGCGGAUGGGCACCGAGGUCAAGGCCGCGGAUAAAGAGCUCAAAGUGGCCACAAAUUAUCAACGACGCACAGUGAAGCGUAAAGUCAUGCUACUACUGGCGAUCCUGGUCGCGGGCAUGUUUAUCAUUCUACUGGUCAAGCCGAAGAGACACGAUUCCCCGGAUCCCGCCCCAGCACCAGCGCCGCCGUCGCCACCGCCGCCGUCUUCCCCGCAAAAUGACCUGCCGCCCGCCAUAGAACCCCGGACAACACUCGAAACCAUAUACCGUCGGCGGAGGCGCCCGUCUACCUCCCGGGUUACAAGGAACAAAUGGGGGGAUCCGGACAUAUAUCGAUAGCUUGCAUGUCGAGAUUUCCAAUGAUAAUAAUAAUGAGACCAAUUCAACGGACGCAGUUCGUGGAUCAAUUGAUU
Messenger RNA from Aspergillus heteromorphus CBS 117.55, 1504 nucleotides. Its product is annotated as t-SNARE syntaxin TLG2. The coding region runs from base 240 to 1430 and encodes 396 amino acids. Gene Ontology annotation, molecular function: SNARE binding; SNAP receptor activity. Gene Ontology annotation, cellular component: membrane; SNARE complex; endomembrane system. The transcript has 4 exons. Gene Ontology annotation, biological process: vesicle fusion; intracellular protein transport; vesicle-mediated transport. Lineage: Eukaryota; Fungi; Ascomycota; Eurotiomycetes; Eurotiales; Aspergillaceae. The record is from RefSeq and is a predicted model, not a curated record.